Bombyx mandarina (wild silkworm) is the source of this 2300-nucleotide messenger RNA. It is a transcript of the gene Ns1, whose product is annotated as Nucleostemin 1. Gene Ontology annotation, molecular function: GTP binding. NCBI's taxonomy places the organism in Eukaryota, Metazoa, Arthropoda, Insecta, Lepidoptera, Bombycidae. Gene Ontology annotation, cellular component: nucleolus. The record is from RefSeq and is a predicted model, not a curated record.
ACGCGGUUAAAUUAAAUAAAAACCUAUGACAAUUUGAGUUUACAACAAUUGGAGGUUUAAAAGUAAUGAGCUAUAGGCAGAUAACACCCAUUUCAUCUAAUAAUUGACAUAUGGUGUUACUGUAAAAGUUUGUUUUUUAUUAUAUAUACAUUCAGAUAUGGCAAAAUUUAAACUCAAAAAACCUUCAAAACGUCAACCAGCACGUCUUCGAUACAAAAUAGAAAAAAAAGUGAAAGAGCAUAAUCGUAAACAACGUAAAGAAGCUAAAAAGAAUCCUAAAUCUAAGAAAACCAAGCCAAUUCAAAUUCCGAAUAUAUGUCCAUUUAAAGAAGACAUACUGAAGGAAGUUGAAGCUGUGAAAAAGCAUAAAGAGGAAGAAAGACAAAAGAGAAAAGAACAAGCAAAAUUAGACAAACAAAAAAAGUUAGAAGAGAAAAAGAAUGAAAAAAGUAGCACCAACCUGAACACAUUGGUUACAAAUGCACAAGCUCGAGGAAAAGUGCAUGAAGCCUUCAAUGGAGAUAGUCAACCUUCUCAAGACAUUGAAUUUGGAAAAGACAGGAAGCAGGAAAAUUCACUCAAAACAUAUUAUAGAGAAUUUAAAAAAGUCAUUUCUGAAGCUGAAGUAAUACUUGAGAUUGUUGAUGCAAGGGAUCCUUUAGGAACACGGUGUAUACAAGUAGAAGAGGCAGUUCGAGAAUCAGGGAAACGUCUUGUGUUAGUGCUCAAUAAAGCAGAUCUCGUCCCCCGGGACAAUCUGACAGCAUGGUUAAAGUAUUUAAGACAGUCUGCACCAGCAGUUCCAUUCAAGGCCUCUACUCAGGAUCAGCAACACAAUCUUGGAAGGAGAAAGAUGAAGCAUAUAGUCAAAGAGAAAGAAAUGAAGGGUUCAGCAUGUGUUGGUGCAGAGUUACUAAUGAGUCUUUUAGGCAACUAUUGUCGAAAUAAAGGCAUUAAAACAUCAAUCACAGUUGGUGUUGUGGGACUCCCAAAUGUCGGAAAGAGCUCUAUAAUCAAUAGUUUGAAUCGGUCCAAAGCUUGUAAUGUGGGAAGCACUCCUGGAGUAACUAAGCAAAUGCAAACUGUUCAACUAGAUUCAAAGAUCAAAAUCCUGGACAGUCCUGGUAUAGUAUUCCAAUCAGGCCCGGAGAGUGAUUCAACGGUAGCACUCAAGAAUGCUAUCCGCGUUGGCAGCCUGAAAGACCCAGUCACACCGGCUACAGCUAUCCUACAGAGGGCUAAUAAGCAAACCUUACAAGAUUUGUAUAGAAUACCAGACUUCAGUACACCUCAGGAAUUCUUUGCGCAACUAGCACAACGAAUGGGAAGGUUCAAAAAAGGUGGAGUUCCAGACCAAGAAGCAGCUUCUAGAAUAUUGCUCAAUGACUGGAACAUUGGUAAAGUACGCUAUUUCACGGAGCCUCCCGAGACAGCAGACACUGAGAUACACGUGGACGCCCAAAUCGUGGCUUCCAUCGCGAAGGAGUUCGACAUCAACUCCUUCGAGGCCAUGGAGACUGACAUUGUUAACUCACUAAACACAGAUUCCACUAAAAUUGAACCUAUAAAGAUCACGAGCACGGGUCCAGUCGCGGCGGUGUUACCGGACAAUAUGCAAGUCGACGAGGAGGAUUCCAGCAUGCUGCCCAAAGCACUGAACAUACGGAACAGACUCGACAAGACGGGCAAGUCCCAGGAGAAGACGAAGGCGGACCCGGAGAUGCUUCUAGAAGGGAACCUCAAACAGAAUAAACUGAGGAAAAUGCAAUUCAAAAAGGACAAGAAGAAGAAGGCGAGGUCCGACAAGCAGGCCGUCGACCUGGCGGGCGUCUUGGAGAACGUUACAUUGACUAAGUACCCGAAAGAAGACGCAAUAACCACGGACGACUACGAUUUCAAAGAAGAAUUCUCACUGUAGAUCACUUAGUACUCACCAUUGGAAUAUGUUAAUCACCAAUCAAUCUUCGAUACAUUUUUUACACCCGUAACCACUUAACACCAGGUGGGCUGUGAGCUCGUCCACCCAAUUAAGAAAAAAAAACAUGUCAUAAUUUAAAAUACUUCAUACCCGUAUUAAGGUCAAUGGCGAUCUCUAAUCGCGCACGAAAUUAUAAACAUGAAUUAUUGCAACUAAUGUGCCUCUAUUUGCCUAAACAUUCUGCUCAGUAAUCGUGAAGGCAUAUUUAAAAUAAAAUAAAAAAAGUGUAAUUUAAUAGGAUAAGGUUUACCAUACAUUUCGUAGGUUCUUCAAGAUAUUAUUCCCCAGCGUUUAAAAAAUAAAGAUUCUUAAAGAUAUGUAU